AGCAUUUCACUGAAUCAACUUCCCAUUCUACGACCCGUCUCUCCUCUCCAGUUCUUCCCUGCCCACUGUUUUUGUGGUAAAAGUCCGUAAUCAUGGAGAAAAUGGUAGCUCUGAGAUCGCUGUAUCGCUCACUCUCCUCCAGAUCUUAUCGAGUAGCAGCCCUCAACCAGCAGCUGCUAUGUCACUCCCAGCCUCACCACCACAACGCUGGCGCUGCUCGAACCCUCUUCAAUUUCUCAUCCCCCAUGGCCAAGGACCUCUUUUCUGAUGAUUGCAGGUCCCCUCUUUCAACCGGUUUGGGAAGUAGGCGAUUUUAUAGUGAUGAUUUGAGUCACAUGCCUUCCAUUAAAGACCCUGAGCUGCUCAAUGUUUUCAAAGAUUUGAUGGCUGCAAGUUGGGAUAAGCUACCUGAUAGUGUUGUCCAUGAUGCAAAGGCUGCAGUUUCUAAGAAUACCGAUGACCAGACUGGCAAGGAGUCUGUCACUAAUGUUUUCCGUGCAGCCGAAGCUGUUGAGGAGUUCGGUGGGAUGAUUACAACAUUGAAGAUGGAACUCGAUGACAGCAUUGGUUUGAGUGGAGAGAAUGUUAAGCCCUUGUCAGAUGAGUAUGUGAAUGCACUAAAGACAAUUUACAACCGCUAUACUGCCUAUUUGGAUGCAUUUGGGCCUGAGGAGACUUAUUUGCGGAAGAAGGUGGAGACAGAGUUGGGAACCAAGUUGAUAUACUUGAAGAUGAGAUGCAGUGGCAUAGGCUCUGAGUGGGGAAAGGUAGUUGGGGAAUCUUGAGGAGCUGUACAAAAGAAAGAUGGUGAAGUUUAGAUGGAUGGUUUGCAGCACUUUAAACAUGGAAGUAGUACAAAGCUGUGCACAGAGAUCUUGACUAUUGCAGUUAUGCUUUUGGUUGCAAUGGAAAAUAGUUUCCUCUUUGGGUUAUGGAAUUAGUUAAUUGAAUGGUCAUCUCUUUCCAAUCAAUACUUGUUUUGCCAAUUUCUGCCUUCUAAUUUCCAUCUUUAACAGGUUUGCUUGGAAAUUCUUCCUAUUGUGAUGUGAUAAAACCACAAUGUAAAUGCAUCUGGUUCUGCUCCCCAAAACAAAUGGUGAUCAAGAUGUCUGUGAGGAUAACAUUGUAAAUUUGUAUCAAAUGGAAGAAAUCUCGGUUGAUUCAAAUAUGUUUCCAGUUUUGGGUCAUUCCUGUUUAGUUUCAAAAUCGAGACUUCUUCGAGCCAAAUUGAAAGACUUUGGUGAAAUAAACAAAUAAAAUUGAUUGUA
Prunus dulcis (almond) is the source of this 1268-nucleotide messenger RNA. RefSeq names its product succinate dehydrogenase subunit 5, mitochondrial. Lineage: Eukaryota; Viridiplantae; Streptophyta; Magnoliopsida; Rosales; Rosaceae. The coding region runs from base 93 to 785 and encodes 230 amino acids. Gene Ontology annotation, cellular component: respiratory chain complex II (succinate dehydrogenase). Gene Ontology annotation, biological process: tricarboxylic acid cycle. The record is from RefSeq and is a predicted model, not a curated record. The transcript has 4 exons.